AGGAUGAUCUUGAUGAAUAUACUGGGAAAUAUAUGAAUUAUGUUCAUUGGGUGGAAAUGGUAAGCAAUCAUAUCUUCAGUAGUCUUUAGGAUUAUAACAAUUUGGAAAGUUGGAGUUUGGAUAUUUGCUGUAGCUGAACAAUUUUUUUUCAGGGGAUUUUAAUAUUGAAAAAACAAAAGUGGAGAAAGCCAAAACUACCAAAUAUUUAAUCUGGAAAUGGAAAUAUUAUAUCUCAAAACAAAAUGAUUAGAAAGAACCAAAAAUAUGAUAUCGGUGCGUCAGAGACUUCCGACUCUGAUGUAGAAUGCACAGUUUUCUCUGCAUUUCAGGUGUCAGAAUUCAGGAGGAUUAGCAAUGAGUUAUUCUUGGGAUGGUCUUCUGAUGUGACAGCUCAAAUUUUCAUGUUGAUCGACCAUAUCAAAGCAGAGCUACACAUUGAAACUAAGGGUGCAAAAAAAGUAUGGAAAAUAAACAGUGGUCGGAAACUGUUUAGUCUGAUAAAAAGUCUCUGAUCUUGUGUUGUAUGCAUUGUCAAAAAAUAACUCCUUUUGUAUAUGAAUUGUGCAUUAGUCUAAUGAAAAAUGUCCUUCAUAUUCAGCUCCUCCCCUUGGAAAUCGACAUUCUGCAAUUUUCAAAUUUAAACCUGGCAACCCUAAAUGUAUGUCAAUUAUUUACCAAUAACUCUAUGUUUUUAGAUGCCGACCAUAUUCCUUCAUGUUGGAGUAUGGAAGCAUUAGCAUCAUUAAGAGAUGGUUAAUCAGAGCCAAGGAGAGGUCAAAAAAAUCAGGACCUCCAUUUGUAGUUAUAAAGAGUUACAUACAGUUUAGAUUGUAGAAAUAUAUGUAUAUUACUUAUAUAUGAGUAUAUAUACUCAUGUUUAUAAGUAUUUACACCUGGUGUUUUU
Messenger RNA from Acanthoscelides obtectus, 904 nucleotides. Lineage: Eukaryota; Metazoa; Arthropoda; Insecta; Coleoptera; Chrysomelidae. The record is from the annotation of a GenBank genome assembly.